This is a messenger RNA of Lactuca saligna, 2571 nucleotides long. Lineage: Eukaryota; Viridiplantae; Streptophyta; Magnoliopsida; Asterales; Asteraceae. The record is from the annotation of a GenBank genome assembly.
AUGCUUAAAGCCUUUCGUCUUCAACUAUGGAACUUCACUAGUCUUCGUCUUCAUUAUUCAGCUGUAAAAGAAACUGAUUUAGGGUUUGUGAAGCAUUCCUGUGAUCGAGCUGAAAGAAACAAAGAACUCGCAGCAAUGGCACAAUUGGAACCUAAUGGACUGUUUGCGAUGGUGGAACUCAACUACCAAGGGGUAUUUAAUCGAAAUCCUUUCUCUUACACUGGUGGUGUUAAAACCAUCUUCAAUGAUGUUGACUUUUCUUCUAUGACUUAUUCUGAGUUUGUGACCUUCUGCGAACGUUUCAUGCAUGAAGAGUGUAAAAAGUCUUACUACUGUGAACCAGACAUGUCCUUCAUGGAAGGGCUUAAUCCCAUUUCAGAUGAUGUGGAAUAUUCUGCUUUUAUUUUUGAUGCUUAUGGAACAGAUGGUGUAAUUUCGGUUUAUGUGGAGCAUAUUGGGGUUGGUGUUGAUGGGUGGCAUGAUGAUGAAGAUAAUGAUGAUGAUGAACAUGAGUCUUGUAUUGACGGUGAAAAUGAAGAGAACAUAGAUGAACUUAGAAAUGUUGCCCUUGAAUUUAAUGAGGAUGUAGUGCAUAUGAAUAGGACAUCAAAUGAUCCUUUCUUAAGUAAGCUAUGUGUUGAUGAUGAGGAUGCAAACAACAUUGUAGAUGAUGACAAUGGGAGAGAAGUUGAAGUUAACAUACAAACUCAUUCCAUCUUUAAUGAGCUAUUACACUGGAAAAAACAAAAACCAAUUCUAGGGAUGAGAUUUAAGGGUCCAGGGCAAGUAAAAUCAAUGUUGUGUAACUAUGUUGUAGCUAAUGGAUAUCAAUUGUGUUUUGAAAAAAAUGAUAGGACAAGACUUUUGGUGAGGUGUAGCAAAGGUGCUUGCACAUUUAGAUUAUGGGCUUCCUGGAUGAGUGAUGAAGAGAGUUUCCAAAUCAAGUCACUAAAAGCUGAUCAUAAUUGUGCUAGGAACUUCAAGUUUGGAUCAUUGGUGACAUAUGCAUGGAUUGGGAGUCACUAUACCAAAGAGAUUGUAGAAAGUCAUAAAAUAAGUGUAAGGAAGCUUUGGUUAAAGGUAAUGGCCAAGUUUGGUAUCCAAGUUAGUAUGGGGCAAUGUAGAAGAGCAAAUAAGUAUGCACUGAAACUUAUUGAAGGUAACCUUGUUGAACAUUAUGGUAAGAUAUGGUCAUAUGGUCAUGAGAUUUUAAGGACAAAUCCUGGGUCAACUGUGAAACUUGAUAUGGAGGAUGGUCCAGAUGGAAAGAAAUAUUUUAGCAAGUUCUAUUGUUGUUUUCAAGGAGUUAAGCAAGGUUGGAUUGAAGGGUGUAGAAGGGGUUUGAUAAAGGCUGUUAAAGAGUUGCUGCCAUAUGUAGAGCACAGGCAGUGUGCUAGACAUAUUUGCCAGAAUUUGCAGAAGAGAUUUACUGGUGCCAUAUAUCAUACCUUGUUUUGGAGAGCAUCUAAAGCCACAACUGAGCAUGCUUUUAAAGUUGUGAUGAAAGAAAUUGAGACAUUGAACCCAGAUGCCCAUCAAUAUCUCAUGGAGAAAGAUCUUAAAACAUGGUCUAGAGCUUUCUUUCAAACUGGAAGGUGUUGUGAUGCAGUUGAAAAUGGGUUCUCAGAAAGUUUUAAUGCUGUAAUAGUAGAUGCUAGGAAGAAGCCCAUAAUAACCAUGUUAGAGGAGAUAAGAUUAUACAUGAUGGAUAGAAUCUACAACAUGAAAUUAAAGGGACAACAAUGGGGAAAUCAUAUUUGUCCAAAGAUAAGGGAUAAGGUGAAUUUGCUUAAAAAAAACUCAAAGGCAUUAUCAGCUAGCAUAUCCUUUCUUAAUAGGGAUGUAGAAGCCUAUGUAGACAACAUGUUUAGCACAACCACAUUUAGAAAGGCAUACAAUUACAGAAUUUCUCCCAUGAAUAGCAGUGACAUCUGGCCAGAGACAAACUAUACUCCACCAUUGCCUCUUAUUAAUAGAAGGAUGCCUGGUAGGCCAACUACUAAGAGGAAGAAAUCCACUACAGAGAAUAUAGGAACACACAGGGUUUCUAAGGCUGGAAAGAAAACCAUAUGUAGUAUUUGCAAGGAGAUAGGUCACAACAAGGCCACUUGUCCACAAAGAAGGCCCCAAAAUACAAGUGAACCACAACAACAUGAAGAGGUUGAAAUGACUCCAAUUGAGAUGGAUACUACUCAAAAUGAUAUGCAAGUUGCUCCUACUGAUGUUGAAUCUAGUAGUGCAGGGGAUUUUAGUCAUUAUAUGCAAUUUACUCCACCUAGAUGUUAUGAAGAUGAGGAGGCUGAGGAGGUUGAUCUUGUUAUCCAAUUUGAUAAUGUAAAUGUUCAGGAGGUUGAUGAGGUUAAUCCUAAUGCCCAAGUGGAUAAUGGUAAUGUUCAGGAGGUUGCUCCUGUUAACCAAGUUCAACACGUUUGUGUUAGGCCAAUUUCAGAUAUUUUGAAGAGGAUAAGGAGAAGAAAGUCAGAGAGAAUACUGAAGCUGAAAUUAGGCAAAACAAUUGGUGGUGUUGAUGAUCUAGGAAAUUCGAAGGGAAAAGCUCUUGUAAUUGAUUAG